AUGCCGGCGCAGGGCGGGCCGCAGGGCUCGCUUGUGCCGGGCUACCCCGUGCCCACGCCAAACUACGGCUCAACGGCGUACUCGCCGUUUGCGCGCGUCGAGAGCCUCAACGAGCGGCGCGAGGCCAACGAGGAGAUGUAUGGCGUGCCGGAGAACUUCCUCGAGGUCGAGGUGCGCAACCCGCUCACACACGGCUUUGGCCGCAAGCAGUACACCGACUACGAGAUCGUGACACGGACCAACAUCCCGGCCUUCCGCGUGCGCUACUCGAGCGUCCGGCGCCGCUACUCGGACUUCGAGUACUUCCGCGACGUGCUCGAGCGCGAGAGCGCGCGCGUCAACAUCCCGCCGCUGCCGGGCAAGGUCUUCACGAACCGCUUCGCCGACGAUGUCAUCGAGGCGCGCCGCGAGGGCCUCGAGCGCUUCCUGGUCACUGUCGCGGGGCACCCGCUGCUGCAGACCGGGUCCAAGAUCCUCACCGAGUUCCUGCAGUCGUCGGCCUGGCAGGCGCGCGCAUGGUAG
Tilletiopsis washingtonensis is the source of this 522-nucleotide messenger RNA. Its product is annotated as Phox-like protein. Lineage: Eukaryota; Fungi; Basidiomycota; Exobasidiomycetes; Entylomatales. The transcript is spliced from 4 exons. Gene Ontology annotation, cellular component: retromer complex; early endosome membrane. Gene Ontology annotation, molecular function: phosphatidylinositol-3-phosphate binding. The record is from RefSeq and is a predicted model, not a curated record. Gene Ontology annotation, biological process: endocytic recycling; late endosome to Golgi transport. Bases 1 to 522 code for a protein of 173 amino acids.